AUGCCUGGCGUCCGAGGCGCCGGUCCGGAUCGGCGAUCGACCGGCCCUCUGUGGCGGAUCUGGCCGCGCCCGAUGGCGGCCGUGCUCAUGGCGGUGCUGCUGUGGCUGCCCCUCCUCCCGGAUGGCGCCAUGGCCAGCUUGCCGCUUUUCUACCAGAAGGCGCUCUUGCCGCUGGCGAAGCCCGAGUUAGGUCUGGCCUUCCGCCAUUUGCACCUGCUGGGCACGACGCUGGCGGUGAAGCAGCGCGCGGAUCUCCGCGUGGACUACUACUCCCAAGACUCCCAGGACCUGGUGAAUGUGGCGCAACAUCGCCUGGGGCCGGUGGCCAACCGUUUCCCCGCCGGGACGGUCGGCCUGGAGCACAUGCCUGCCGUGCCCCCGGGCGACAUCUAUCUAAUGCCCUCCCUGAGUGGGCCCUUCGGCAUGGUGGCGGUCCAGUCGCCCAGCAUCAAUGUGAUCAUCGGCGCCGCUGUCAAUGCCUUCAUGGUGGGCGACGUGAGGACCGUGCUCGGGUCGCUGAUUCUGGGCGGCCAAGAGGCAUCUCUGCUGCUCCAGGCCGCUGACCUGAGCGUCUUCAUCUUGACUGUGGACGGUGACUUAUCUCGCAAAAUGCCCGUGGCUUUGGCCCCCGGCCAGUCAUCCAUGCCGCCCAGCCUGGCCAUGGGUGUUGGCCCGGCUUUCCACCUGCUGUACAAUGGCGUCCACCUGGAAACCCACAUGAACACACUGGCGACCGGCGUGAAUCCCCUCGGCCUUGCGGAGGACGUUGUGCACAUGGCCACCGGGCGCCUGCUGACCGCCGCGUCCGCCCGGGAGGACAUGAUCUUCCUCCUUUCCAGCGGCCGCAUUCUCGUUUGCCUUGACCGAGCCUUCUCGGAAGCGUCGUGCGCGCAGGUGCUCGACAUUCCCCCGGUGCCGGGGCUCACCGUGCAGUCGGCGAUGCGGAUUUUGAUCCCCGGCUCCUUGACCGACACUGCCUUGCAUCGGCACUUCUUCUUGCACUGCCCGGUCCAGAAGCGGCUUUUUCGCUUCGAAUUCCUCCCGGCCACGGGCCUGGCUUCCAACGUGCCCCGCGAGAUCCUCAUCCCGCAAGAGGCAUGGGACAUGGGCCUGAGCAUGAUACGGGUCCGCCAUUCGCCCGGCGGCAGUGCCUGGCACCUGGCCGCCAAGCAUCUGUACUUUCCGCCGGAGGCCUUUGGCUGCCCGCCGGGCGAUGAUUCGACCGUCGCCUGUGCCGAUGGCCUCCUGCAGGCGUCCGGCGGCUGGGGGUGCGCCACCGGCCGCGACUAUUCGCCCCUGUUCAACGCCGCGUACAUGUGCUAUGGCUGCCAGGGUGGCAGGCAGUUCAUCCCGUCCGCCAGCGGGCCAGGCAUCUGCCAGGAGUGCCCGGUCGAGCAUUGUGCCGCGUGCAUGGGCAGCACAUGCCUCGUCUGUGAGGGUGGCCUGCACCUCCAGCGGGACUGGCGCACGGGGCAAACUUCCUGCCAGCCAACAUGCUCCAUGGGCCUCUCGAGGCAUGGGACCAUGUGCCUCCCGCCGGCCGUGCUCUCGGCCCCGGCGGUGGCCUUGAAUAGGAUGGCCCUCAAGCUGCCGGUCAAUUCCGGGCGCGUGGUCACCGUCACGCCCACCCGUCUGGACCUGCGGUCCAACAACCAGCUGUUCAUCCGGUCGGCCCCCCCGACGCCGGCCGACCCCGGGGCCCUGCUCAUCGGCGACAGCCUUGGCGACCUCUUUUGGGCCAUGCCGGACCUGUCGAAUGGCGGCUGGCUCGUUCGGCAGGUGCAAACAGGCCAGUCCUUGGCCGGGGUCAAGACGUCCCUCCUGGAGGUGGGUCCCUUUGACCCCACCCCGGGCGGGCUGAAUGGCAGCUGGCCGGUCUACAUGCUGGCCUUCUGCCGUGCGGACCGGGUGGCCAGCAUCGUGCGGGUGGCCUGCCAGCCGGACGCCGAGCCUCCCCCGGGCCCGGGGCUUCCGCCGAGCGCCUGCCCCCCGACAUUCAUCGAGAUCUGGCACAGCACCAUGACCCAGGGAUGCGGCAUUCGCUCCAUGGCGGCCGACGCCCUGACCCUCCUGGAUGAGGACGCCACCCUGCCCGCGCCGCAGGGCCAAGCCAUGGCCAUUUGGCUGGAUGACACCGGCAUCGCCCGGGUGCAGACCCUCUCCUCGCAGACAUCGGUCGGCAUGCAUCCGGUCCUCUUCCCGGCCUCGGGGGGUGUCCUCAUGGCCGGCGGCGCCAGGACGCUGUAUCAGCCGGCGCCCCGGCUGUACCUCGUGCCGGUGCCCCUGUCGGCCAAUGACCCCCGGGCUGAGGCUCUCAUCGAGGCGUGGUCCGGCGCCGGGUCCUUUGUCGAGCCGCUGUCCCUGCCGACCGGGCGCGCCUCGUGGCCCUUCGAGACGGUGGCCAGCAUCCUCCAGUUGGGGGCCGGCCCGGUGUGGGAUGCCCUCCACUGGCCGCUGGGCACGCUGCCCCAUGAGCGGCUCAUCGGCCUGCCAGCCCUGAAGGUCCACCUUGCCACGCUGGAGGGCGGCUCCUAUGGCAAUGGGCAUCGACUGGGUGUCGUCCCGCUGGCGGGGCUGGACUACCCCAGCGCCCUGGUGCUGGUGACCCAGCGCCAUGUCCUGGUCUCCCUCCUCCGGUGCUGGGACCACCAUCUUUCCGGCUUCCCCUUCUGCCACUUGCUGCCGGCCACCAGCCUGCAGGUGGACCUGAUCGAGGACCUGCGGGACAUUCGCAUCGUCCACCUGCCCAUGGCCCGGGCUUCGGGCGACCCGCCCGGUCAGGUGCAUCUGCUGCUCAGCUGGGGCGCCAGCACGCCGGUCGGCCUCUCGCUGACGCCCCCCGAGCCGGGCUGCCCCCCGGGGACAUUCCCUCCCAAUUGCCUGCCCUGCUGGCCGAGCUGCCCCGGGUGUACCGGCCCCGGGCUGGCAGAUUGCCAGGCCUGCGACCUCCAAAUGCCGGAUGGCACCUGUGUUCAGGAAUGCCCCCCGGGGCUGGUUGACAGCGGCCUCGGGGCCUGUGCCUGCCCGGCCUUGUGCGUCGCCUGCUCGCCCGACACGCUGGGCGGGCCCUUUUGGUGCCGGGAAUGCCAGGCGGGCCAUGCCCUGGACAGCCUGAAUCCCAAUUCCUGCCUGCCAUGCCACCCCUCCUGCGAGUCGUGCGCCGUCCCGAAUGACCCGGCUGCUUGUCAUGCCUGCCCGGCGGCGAAGUGGCUGAAGGACCACACCUGCGUCGAUGAUUGCCCCACUUCAUUCUGGCCCAACCCGGCCUCUCGCGCCUGCGAGCCAUGCCCGGCGAGCUGCGCCACCUGUGCGUCGGCCGACCGCUGCACCGCCUGCCCGGCACGGGCCUACCUCGGCUCGGAUGACCAGUGCCACCACUGCGACGGGUCCUGCGCCUCGUGCGAGGACGGGCUCUCCUGCGGGGCCUGCCGCUCGGGGCUGGUCUUCCUGCAGACCGACCCGCUGAUCGCGUCGACCUGUGCGUCGACCUGCCCGCCGGGGGAGUUCGUCGGCGCCGGCCGGUGCACCGUGUGCGGCAGCACCUGCGACCUGUGCGCCGGCGGGCCGGACCGUUGCGAGGUGUGCGCGCCUGGUCACCGGUGGCAGACUGGCCCGCCGGCGGCCGGCGGCACGGCCGCCUGUGUGCCAUGCCCGCCCGGGUGCGAGUCGUGCGCCGGGGAGCUGUGUUUGUCCUGCGGCCCGGGGCUGUUCCUCACGCCGACCGGCACCUGCGCGGCAUCCUGCCCGGGCGGACGCCAUGCGGACGACGAGGUCGGCAGCUGCCAGCCGUGCGACGUCAGCUGCGACGAGUGCGCCGGGCCCGCCGGCGACCAGUGCACCGAGUGCGCCCCGGGGCUGGACAUGGUCGCCGAGGCUGACGGCCUGUUCUCCUGCGCGUCCGGCUGCCCGGAGGGCCGGUACCGGGACACGGUGUCCGGCUCCUGCGAGGCGUGCGACCCGGCCUGCGCCACCUGCAACGGCCCCUCGGACCGGGACUGCUGGCGGUGCACCGGCGGCCUGCUGCAAGACGGCCACUCCGUGCAGCAGUGCGCCGCCAACCAUGCCCCCACCGCCGGCCGGUGCCUCCCCUGCCACGCGUCGUGCGCUGCCUGCGCCGGGACCCGGAGCACCGACUGCGUCGGCUGCCUGGCCGGGCUGCUUCCCCUGCCGGCCGGGGCCAGCCCGACGCGCUGUGUUCCCGGCUGCCCGGUGGGCUACACCGCGGGGCCCGGCGGCUGCACGCCGUGCGGCGUCCACUGCUCCAGCUGCCCUGGCGAUGCGGCGACGUGCGCGCUGUGCGACCGCGGGUGGCUGCUGUCCGGGCCGGCCUGCCAGGACUCCUGCCCGGAGGCCUCCGCGCCGCAGGGGGGCCUGUGCAAGGUGUGCCACGCGACCUGUGCCACCUGCUUUGGGCCGGAGCCGGAGCACUGCCUCACGUGCCAGCCGCCGGCCCGGCUGCUGCUCGACGGCCGGUGCUACGCCUCCUGCCCGGGCGGGACCUUCGAGUCUGGGCCGACCUGCCUGCCCUGCCAUGCGACGUGCGGCGCCUGCACCGGCCCCACGGGGCACGAGUGCACGGCCUGCCCGGAGGGGCGGCUCCUGCGCGGUGGCGAGUGCCUGACCGCGUGCCCGACCGGCGAGUAUGCCGAUAUGGACCGCGUGUGUCGGCCCUGCGACGCCCCGUGCCGGACGUGCCUCGGCCCGGGGGCGUGCUCCUCGUGCGCCGGCGAGCAGGUGCUGCACGAGGACCAGUGCAUUGGGGCCUGCCCCGAGCGGACGUAUGUCUGCUCGGUGACCGGCCGCUGCCGGGCCUGCCCGGCCGGGUGCGCGGCCUGCAUGGCGGGCCCCCCCUCGUCGGGGGCCGAAUGCACGGCCACCUGCACGGAGUGCGACGCUGGCCGGGCGCUGUCCCCUGCCGGCGGCCGGUGCGUCGAAGUCUGCCCGGCGGGGGAGCAUCUGGACGGGUCUGUCUGCCGGGCCUGCCAUGCCGACUGCCGGACUUGCUUCGGCCGGGCCAGCGCCUGCACCAGCUGCCACGCGGGCGUGCUGCACCCGGCCAACGGGGCCUGCGUCGGGGCCUGCCCGGCGGCCGGCUUCGUCGAGGUGGACUUCUCGGCCUCGGUCGUGGCCCCGGGCCCGGAGCGGGUGUGCCUCUCCUGCUCGAGCGGCUGCCUCCAGUGCGUGGCCAGCCCAACGGCCCCGGCAUGCGGCCUCGCGCCGGACGGUGCGCUCGUGUGCCCGACCUCGGCCAGCAUCUGCACUUUUUGCCAGGGGGACCUGCUGCUGGUGGCCGGUCGGGCCGAGUGUGUGGCGGCCUGCCCGCCGGUGGGGUUUUUCGCCGACUGGCAUGCCCCAGCACCAGCCUGCCUUCCCUGCCACCCGGCCUGCGCUUCCUGCCUCGGGCCCGGCCCGGGCGACUGCACCGAUGCAGGCGGCCCGGCCGGGCGGCGACUCGCCCUUGGCCUCGGCAUCGGUCUGGGCAUGCUGCUGCUGCUGCUGCUGCUGCUGCUGGUCUUGUUCCUGUACUUGCGCCUUCGCCACCGGCGGCGUGUCUCGACCAAGCCGGUGACCCUCCGGCGCUCGGCCGCCCCCACGUGCCCCACGCUCCCGGACGACCUGCUGGCCGGGCUGCCGGUGGCCUUUGCGGCUGCCGGCUGGGGCCACCUCGGCGCCCUGUGCCGGGACCUGCGCGCCAUGGGCCGCGCCCUGCCGGGGUCGCGGAUCGCCGCGGUCCUCGAGCAGCCGGGGCCCGGCCUCCGGGCGGUGGCCGUGGCCCCGGCGGGCCGGCUGCAGCUCCGGUGGCCGGGCGCCCGGCAGGCGGCGGCCCUGCCGGAGGUGGUGUCCAUCCUGGCCGGGACCGUGCACCAGGACCGGACGCUGCUCCUGGCAUGCCGGGGCCCGGGCCGGCCGCUGCUGCACAUCCAGCUCCCCCGGGACCCGGGGCAGGCGCCGGUCCUGACCCCGGUGGCCGGCAGCCUGUCCGAGCCGGGCCUGCGCGCCUCGGUGGGACAGGGCCCGGCCUUCCAUGUGGCCCAUGCCGGGCGCCAUGUCCGCGUGGACGCGGCCACCGGGGCCGCCGCGGUCAUGCCGCCCGGGCGCCGGGCCAUCCGCCAAGUCCUGCCCACGCGGCUGGCCUCCGCGGAGCCCCUGGCCGAGGACCUGGUCCUGCUGCUGGAGGACCGCGCCGUGCGGGUGUGCCUCGGCUGGACGCCUGCCGGCGGCUGCGCCGCCGGGCGCCUGGACUUCCGCCUGCCGGCCGGGGCCCCGGCCGCUGGGCACUUCCUCAACCCCCCGGCGCCGGCCCUGCCGCACCGGCCGCUGGGCUUCCUGCUGUACCUGGACCCCGGGGCCCGGGAGGUGUGGCGCGUGGACCUGGCCGAGGGGGCGGCAGCCGUGGCCCGCGCCGGGCGCCUGGUGCUGCCGGGCUGGACCGGCGCCCGGGCCGCCCGGCCCGGCCUGCUGCACAUGCAUGCCUGGGCGCCCGCGCCGCACGGCCCCAUCCACUGGUACCUGACCGAGGGGCGGAAUGUCUUCCGCCAGACGGACCGGGCCCCUGGCCUUGGGGGGCCCCUGGGGGUCGGGCCCGGGCCCGGGCCCGGGCCGGCAGACGGCGCGACCGGGCGCCCGGUGCCGGCCGAGCCUGGCCAGCCGCUCCCCCAGGGCAGGGGGCCCGGGCGCUCCCUCCCCGGGCCCGCCGCCGCGGCCCCGCCCAAGGGGGUCCCUCAGCCCCCGAGGCAGCACCCUCACGUCCAGCAGGUGCCCCUGGGCGAGGCCGGCCCCCCGAGCCGGACAUCCAGCGGCGCCUGGUGCCGGCCGUGUGACGCCCCCCGGCCGGCGCACGGCGAUGCGCAACCCCGGGCCACCCCCUGGAGCAUGGCCCGCGCGGCCCGGGCGCCGGAUGCCCGGCCGGCGGCCUGCCCGGCCGGCAGCUACCCCGACCCGGCCGGGUGUCGGCCGUGCGAUGUGUCCUGCCUGCGGUGCGGCGGCCCGGCGCCGGGGCAGUGCACCGCCUGCUCGAUGGGCAUGUACUUCACGGCCGCCGGCCCGGCGGCCGGGGCCUGCCACGCGUGCGACAUCUCCUGCCUGCAGUGCGCGGGCCCCGGGGCGUCGGCGUGCACCGCCUGCCGCGACGGGGCGCACUUCGACGACGGCCACACCGGCGUCGGCACAUGCGUGCCCUGCGACGAAAGCUGCCACCAGUGCCGCGGCCCGGCCGCCGACCAGUGCACCGCCUGCGGCCCGGGGCGGUACCUGGCCCCGGGCCCGGCCGGGCCCGGGCCCUGCCGGCCAUGCCACGACACAUGCCUCCAGUGCGCCGGGCCCGGGGCCGCCCAGUGCACCAGCUGCCCGGCGAACUCGGCCAUGUCGGCCGGGGCCUGCGUCGCGGCCUGCCAGGACAACGAGUACACCGGCCACGUGCCCGGGGUCGGCCGCGUGUGCAUGGCUUGCGACCCGGCGUGCGUGCAGUGCUUCGGCCCGGGGCCGGAGGCGUGCAGCGCCUGCCCCGGCGGCCUGCUGGCCGACCGCGGCCUCUGCGUCUCCCAGUGCACCACCCCCGAGUCGAUGGCCUGCCGGGCGGCCGGCCGGUGUGGCCCCUGCCCGGGCCGGUGCGCCGAGUGCGUGGCCGCCAUCGACUCGCUGGAGGAGGGCUGCAUCGGCGCAUGCACCGCCUGCCAUGAGGGCUACUUCCUGCAUGGGGACGCCUGCGGCGACGACUGCCCGGAGGGCACCCUCGCCUGCGCGGGGGCCCGGCUCUGCGUCGCCCGGCCGGCCGGCUGCCUCGACUUCGACCUGGCCCCGGCGCCCGGCCAGCCGUGCGCCGCGGCCUGCUCCCGCUGCGCCGGCGAGCGGCUCCUCCUGCACGGGGCCUGUGUUGCCGCCUGCCCGGAGGGGUUCUUCCCCGACCCGGGCGUCGACCCGGCCUGCCGGCCCUGCCACCCCGACUGCCAACACUGCUCCGGCCCCGGGGAAGACCAAUGCCUGGACCCCAGUGGCCGGCUGUCCUUCGUGGUCAGCCUCAGCGUCGGCAUCAGCUUGCUGGUGCUGCUGCUGACCGGGCUGACGAUUUUGUUCUUCUGGCACCGGUCCGUCCGGCGCCGCACCUCCGCCCUCAAGCCCGGCCCGCCGUACGGCCCGCAGUCGGUCGCAAUGGGCCUGGUGCCCAGCUCCUGACCGGUGGCCGCCACUGCCCCUGUAGCUGUGAUACACGCCUUCUUCGGGGGGGCUUGUUUCCCAUGCCCGGGCCUGCUCCAGGGGCGGCGCGUGCGCCUCGCUUUGCGCGCAGGAUGCGGGGACUAUGUGAA
Molecule: messenger RNA, 8303 nt
Organism: Fonticula alba
Lineage: Eukaryota; Rotosphaerida; Fonticulaceae
Exons: 5
Coding region: 1-8172 (2723 amino acids)
Source: RefSeq, a predicted model, not a curated record